Nanorana parkeri is the source of this 1704-nucleotide messenger RNA. RefSeq names its product lysyl oxidase (gene LOX). Bases 167 to 1456 code for a protein of 429 amino acids. NCBI's taxonomy places the organism in Eukaryota, Metazoa, Chordata, Amphibia, Anura, Dicroglossidae. The record is from RefSeq and is a predicted model, not a curated record. Gene Ontology annotation, biological process: peptidyl-lysine oxidation. Gene Ontology annotation, molecular function: protein-lysine 6-oxidase activity; copper ion binding. The transcript has 7 exons.
CACCAGCAAAGCCACAGAAAGAUGAGAAGUGGUUUGCUCGUCUCUCUUGCCUUAAAGACGUGCAGCUAACUUUUUAUAUAAAGUAACAGCUCCUUAGCUUAUUGUGUGCUAAGAAAACCUAUGCUGUUUUAUUGAAAUCUUAAUUCUUUAAAUUUCAAACUGAAGAAUGAUGAAGAAUUACUCAAAAAGCAUAUUUUUACUGCAGUUUGCUGUGUACUUACACUGCAUUUUGCAAGUCACCUGCCAGCAUCAGCGAAUAGCCAGUGGCCCAAAUCCUCUAUGGAGGCAGAGGGUGCAGUGGCAGAACAAUGGAAGAGUGUACAGCCUACUAAGCCAAGGAGCUGAGUACCAGCCUUCAAGAAGAUCCUCUGUCUCCAGUGCAUCUCAUAAUCCUUUACUACUACUGAGCAGCAGAAACAACACCUCUCCAGGAUCUUCUGGGAGACCACAUGCCCCCAGAUCAGAAAACGUACAGGGUGCAGUCCGACAAACUACAGCCUCAAGCCAGGCAAGCGAUUCAGCCAGUCGUCUCUGGUUCCAAGCUAACAGAAGAAGCCAAGUAGAGGAUACUGCUGGAAGACAGAGAAACAGAACAGAAAGUACCACAGAAAGAAGACAAGGUACAGCUCAGUUACCAAGUGCUCAGCAGACCCAAAGAAUAAAUGCCACCACAAGCAACAGAGCCACGCUGGACAUGAUGCAAGGAGAUGAUCCCUAUAACCCAUAUAAAUACAAUGAAGACAAUCCCUACUACAACUACCACGACACCUAUGAGAGGCCAAGACAUUCCGACAGGCAGAGAAAUGGCUAUGGUACCCGCAAUCAUCAGUAUGGCCUCCCAGACUUGGUACCAGAUCCGUAUUACAUCCAGUCCUCCAUUUACGUGCAGAAAGUGUCCAUGUACAGCCUAAGAUGUGCUGCUGAGGAAAACUGCUUGGCAAGUUCAGCCUAUCGAUCUGAUGUCAAAGAUUAUGACCAGAGAGUGCUUCUGCGCUUUCCCCAAAGAGUGAAGAAUCAAGGUACAGCCGACUUCCUUCCCAGUCGACCCCGCUAUUCAUGGGAGUGGCACAGCUGCCAUCAGCAUUAUCACAGUAUGGAUGAGUUCAGUCAUUAUGACCUGCUUGAUGCAAGCUCACAAAGAAGAGUGGCUGAAGGCCACAAAGCAAGCUUCUGUCUAGAGGACACUUCGUGUGACUAUGGAUACUAUAGACGAUUUGCAUGUACAGCACAUACACAGGGACUCAGUCCUGGUUGUUAUGACACCUAUAAUGCAGAUAUUGAUUGCCAGUGGAUUGACAUCACAGAUGUAAAGCCUGGAAACUAUAUUUUAAAGGUCAGUGUGAAUCCAAGCUACUUGGUGCCAGAAUCUGAUUAUUCCAAUAAUAUUGCUCGUUGUGAUCUACGGUAUACUGGGAAUCAUGUGUACACUUCCAGCUGUACAAUUUCUCCUUAUUAAACUGCAGUGAAGAGACCAUUUAAAGAUGCAAUUUGUUUUGGAGUUCAGAAGUUGUUAAAUUCGAUUAGAUGUAAACACUUUUCAAUGGAAGCAUAUGGACUUUGACAAGACCAUAACUGGAUUUUAACUAUGUGUAACAAAGUUGGCACUAUUAUUUGUAUUCCAUCUAGAUUAUUUGGUUGUUCUGUGUAUGAAUAAUGCUAUGUUCUCCUGGUCAAGACACUUGGCAUGCAAAAGGACAAAGCAUG